Baudoinia panamericana UAMH 10762 is the source of this 1740-nucleotide messenger RNA. RefSeq lists its product as uncharacterized. The record is from RefSeq and is a predicted model, not a curated record. Gene Ontology annotation, molecular function: lipid binding. The coding region runs from base 100 to 1548 and encodes 482 amino acids. Gene Ontology annotation, cellular component: ERMES complex; endoplasmic reticulum. NCBI's taxonomy places the organism in Eukaryota, Fungi, Ascomycota, Dothideomycetes, Mycosphaerellales, Teratosphaeriaceae. Gene Ontology annotation, biological process: mitochondrion organization; phospholipid transport. The transcript has a single exon.
UCUUGCUGUAGCGAUAGUGGAGUGAGCAAAGCUAAUGUGGGCUUGUUGGAUUCUGAGCUGAUUUUGUCCGUGGGAUCGCAACGAGAAGCUCAAGUCACGAUGUUGAGAUCAAAACAACAAGCUUACAGCCAACAACACCCAAGCGGGCAAUAUACCCCUGCUCAUACCGGAUCAAGCGCUGGAUUCGCUACAGGCUUCCUACUCGGCCAACUAACAUUGGCAUUGAUCUUGUUCUUCUUCAUCAAAUUCUUCGUCUUCGGGGAGCCACCACCAGCUGACGAACGCGCUGCUAGUCGGGCGGCAGCACGUCGGCAACGUACUCUAUCCCACACCCAGGCUCAAGCACGACAGCGUACCCUUUCCUCUGCGCUCAGGCCUCGACCUAGCAGUGCAGUACUAAAGCCACGGAGCGAAGGCGGACCGACUGUCCAGAAGCUACUUGAGAAGACGUACUAUAACGUCCACGGCCAUCAACCGGAGAGUCUUGACUGGUUCAAUGUGUUAGUCGCGCAAACGAUCGCUCAACUUCGGGCCGACGCGCAGGAAGAUGAGGCGGUCUUGACUUCUCUUACCGCAUUAAUGAACGGAUCAAACAAGCCAGACUUUCUGGACGAAAUUAAAGUGACCGAAAUCAACCUUGGCGAAGAGUUUCCGAUCUUCAGUAACUGCCGGGUAAUACCGGUUGACGAGCAUGGCGUACCCAUCAAGCAGCUGUCCGGGAACAAGGGCGAGAGGCUGCAAGCACGCAUGGACGUUGAUCUCGGCGAUGUAAUCACGCUGGGCAUCGAGACGAAACUCGUGCUCAACUACCCCAAGCCUUUUGUAGCUGCACUACCUGUAGCACUGGCAGUGAGUGUAGUCCGCUUCUCAGGGACGUUGUCUGUCUCCUUCUCUCCAUCUUCACAAUCCGAUCAUUAUCCGACAGCCGAAGGUAGUGCUGCAGCCACCGAGGCAAAGAAUGAGGGUCACCCUCUGAAUCCUACUGGCUCCUCACCAACCACCCUUACGUUCACGUUCCUAGAUGACUAUCGGCUGGACCUAAGCGUGCAUUCCUUGAUUGGCUCUCGCUCACGCCUGCAAGACGUCCCCAAAAUCGCCCAGCUAGUGGAAGCUCGGAUUCACCAAUGGUUCGAUGAUCGCUGCGUAGAGCCACGCUUCCAACAGAUUGUGCUACCAUCCCUCUGGCCGCGCAAAAAGAACACCCGUGGCGGCUCGGCUGAAGACGAGGCUGCCAUCGCGGAUAUGGAAGGUGGCGCAGACCGGGCCGACGAGCAAGCAGUUGUUGACAUGCCAUCGCCGCUACGGGAAGGCACACCGCGGUCGAAGAGGGAAGGCUCCGCUGCUGCUACUGGGGAGGAGACGACUGCGGAGCAACGGACUCGUGAUUGGGCGGCAAGGCAUGGCAAGCCCAGAAGCGAGAUGAGUGAGCUGGAAAUUGCGGGUGCGGAAAUCCGGGAGGCGGAGGAGCGGGCUAGGAGGAAGGAGCAGCGUCCGCAGGCGGGCGGAGUGCGGUUGCGCGCGGGUGCGGGCAACAGCACGGAAAGUUAGAGGGGGGAUGAUCGUCCACGCAAUUGGCCAGCCAGUGGAGCAUGGCAUUUUCUGGCAUUUUUGGACUUUAGCGAGGCGUUGGCGGAAGAACAGCAUGACAUUAGCAUGAUGGCGAGACAUCGGAUCAGCGUUCGGAGUAUCUUAGCUCUUUUCUAGUACACGCCCGGCUGCGCUGAGCAAUAUAUGUGGCAU